AAUUACGAACCCAGAGAUAAGGUAAAGGUCGUGUCUUUUAUCUUUAUAGUUUCUCCUAUCACUAACAAAGAAACGAAAGCUUGAAAGAAAUGGCAGCAAUAGCUAACCUUCAGUGUUCUUUCACUACUCUUUCUCUCUCAUCUAAUUCCUUCUUAGGCACUCGCUUUUCUCCCCUUUCCCCACCUAAGCAGGUCAAACUUGUUGAACAACCAUGUCCCAUAGUAAUGAAGCUAAAGCGAUGGGAGCGGAAGAAGUGCAAGCCGAACAGUCUUCCAAUUCUACAAAAAAUGCACGUUAAGCUUGGAGAUACUGUAAAAGUAAUAUCUGGACGUGACAAGGGAAAAAUUGGUGAAGUUAGCAAGAUAUUUAAGCAUAACAGCAGUAUUGUGGUGAAAGAAAUUAAUAUGAAAACCAAGCAUAUGAAGAGCAGGGAAGAAGGUGAACCAGGGCAGAUACUAAAGGUGGAAGCACCUAUCCACAGCUCAAAUGUGAUGCUCUAUUCAAAACAAAAGGAGGUUGCAAGCCGAGUUGGUCACAAAAUCCUUGAGAAUGGAAAGCGGGUUCGUUACCUAAUAAAAACUGGGGAGAUUAUAGACAGUGCAGAAGAGUGGAAGAGAGUGGUUAAGGAAAAAGAGAAGACAGAAGAACUUGUGGCUGCUGCUUGAUAGUUUCACUCAUCAUUCAUUUGUAAUGUAUUAUUGCGUUUAAUUUAACAUUACGAUUCAUUUUCUACCUUAUCAGUAUGUCAGUAUCACUUUUGCUAUA
Molecule: messenger RNA, 765 nt
Organism: Daucus carota subsp. sativus
Lineage: Eukaryota; Viridiplantae; Streptophyta; Magnoliopsida; Apiales; Apiaceae
Product: large ribosomal subunit protein uL24c
Exons: 4
Coding region: 90-665 (191 amino acids)
Biological process (GO): translation
Cellular component (GO): ribosome
Molecular function (GO): structural constituent of ribosome; RNA binding
Source: RefSeq, a predicted model, not a curated record